GUGUGAGAGGUUGGGUGGAGGCAGAUUCCAGGAAAAGGCUUGGACAUCAUUUGGUGAACGCAGCAGAUGGAGUAUCACCUCAUCCACAGCUGCUUCUCUGUUGGGAUUUCAUUUCUUCUCAGCCCGAAUGGAAAGUUCAAACUACUUCAAAGCGACUAUUCUCCUCAUCAUCAUCACUAAAUGUGUUUUAAUGCUCUUUAAUUUAAGACCAGCAAACAUAAACAGGUUCAUCCCAACACUACAUGGGCCUCAACCUGUUUGCCCAUCAUUAUUUACUGAGCAGACCAUCACUCCGCUUAAAAACACCAAGCACUUACUGGUCUCCGCCUUUAUGGACGAGAGAGUGAAGGGUUUUGAUGUACGCAUCAUUGGCAUGUUUCAUAGAACCUCCAUCCAACCACUCCAUUGUCUUUACUGCUGUUCCAGCCAUUUGGGUGGGAUAACUCCUGCAAAAGUCUUACAACAUGCAGACCACUUUGGUUUCCCCUUUGGUGCUACAGACGUCAUGUGUCAGAUCCCUAAAAACUGUGAAGCGUCACAUGUCACCCUUCUGACUCAGGCCAGUACAGAGGAUGUAUCCGACCUCAGCUGGAUUCCUAUAAAAAACAUGAAAACCAGUGGAAAAGAAGAGAAAAUGCUUAACUUCACUGUCUGCAUUUCCAACCUGUUUGGAGACUACAGCAACGUGCUUCAGUUCGCACAGACUCUGGAGAUGUACAGGUUACUUGGAGUGAACAGAGUGGUGAUCUAUAACACCAGCUGUGGCCCAGACCUUGACCGUCUUCUGCAGAGUUACGCCCAGGAGGGGUUUAUGGAAGUAGUUCCUUGGCCCAUCGACAAGCACAUGAAUCCGUCUCGUGGCUGGCAUUUCCCAGAACAUGGAGGUGAUAUCCACUACUUUGGCCAGCUAACCACACUGAACGAGUGCAUUUACAGAUCCAUGGAGCGUUCACGCUACGUCCUGUUGAAUGACAUUGAUGAGAUUGUCAUGCCAUAUAAACACGACAACCUGAUGUCCCUCAUGGAUGCGCUGCAACCACAGCAUCCCGAUGUUGGUGUUUUCCUAAUUGAAAACCACAUCUUUCCCAAGAAGCACUUUGACCCUAGUGGGAAAUUUCACCUGCCUCAGUGGGUCGGGGUGCCGGGAAUUAAUAUUCUGGAGCACAUUUACAGAGAAGACCCUGCCCGGAACAUAUACCAUCCAUACAAGAUGAUAGUUCAACCAAGGCUGGUGGAGCAAACCUCUGUCCAUGAAGUGCUCAAAUAUUUUGGAAAAAACUACAAAGUCCCGUUAGAUGUCUGCCGUCUCAUUCAUGUUCGUGUGGCUCUGCGUGGAUCAUUGACUAUGGAACAACUCAAUGUAGACAAACGUCUGUGGGACUUCCAGAAGAACCUGAUUUCUAAUGUGGACAAGGUUCUGGGCAAGUUGGAGUUUCUAGUGACAUAGAAUUAAAGCUGAUGGACAAAAACUGGAGAUGUUCUAAAGAGGUGGACGCUAUUGUACGCUGAAGGAGGAGCCUUUUAAGACUUAUUCAACUGUUGCUACAGCAAUUUCCACACCACUCUGAAAAUGGGGAUUUCUUAUGAAAAGAAAAUGUUUGAAAAUGUGCUACAGAUUUUUAUAAAUAAACUGAAAAAAUGUCUAAUUACACAUAGUGUUUAAAUCAAACAAUUUUCAUAAAAUUACAAGAAGUCCUGAUAAAUAAUUAUGCAUUUGUUUGCAUUAUGCAUUAUGUGUUUGGUUCUCAAUGAAAGGUCAUAAAUGGUUGUUCUCAUG
Nothobranchius furzeri (turquoise killifish) is the source of this 1777-nucleotide messenger RNA. RefSeq lists its product as uncharacterized. Gene Ontology annotation, cellular component: cytoplasm. Lineage: Eukaryota; Metazoa; Chordata; Actinopteri; Cyprinodontiformes; Nothobranchiidae. Gene Ontology annotation, molecular function: glycosyltransferase activity. The record is from RefSeq and is a predicted model, not a curated record.